AUGGCAGCAGUAUAUGCAUACAGAGAGGAUUAUUUGAUGUUGUUCAAUGGAGCCAAAAAACCAGAAGCCAUGAAAGAGAGAGGCAAAGCUGUUGAAAUCUACAACAACGAUUCAGAUUUCAACUAUUCUGCAUCAGAAAUGCCUUGCAGGAAACACCCAUCUCCAUCUUCUGUUGGAAUCUGUGCCUACUGCCUUAAAGAAAAGCUUGUUAAAUUGGUGUGUACAGAAUGCGGAGAGCAGCGUCUUUCUUUAUGUUCUUGUUCAGAUAUUUCUUCAUACAGAAAAUCAUGCAGCACUAUGGAGUUUGGAAGUGUUGGCAGAGUCUCGUUUAAUGAAAAAACUGAUGAGCUGAAGAAUUUAAAGAUAAAAAGAAAAGGAGUCGAGGAGAAAUCAGAAGAGGUGAUUCUACUGAGGAGGAGCAGUAGCAGUUGUGUUGAAGUAAAGAAAAGUAAUGGGUUGUGGAAGAUCAAAUGGUUAUUUAAGAAGAAAAAAAGCAAAAGGGCUUUUGAGAAAAAUGGUGAAUUUGAAUCUUUUGAUGAUAAAACUGAAACAUGGGUUUCUGAUAUCAUGUGUAUUUCUACGUCUAGGUCACUGUGCAGUUUCCGGGACGAAGCCAGCGAUUAUGCAUUUUCAAGUGCAAAAAUCUCUGAUGUCACAAGUGGGGUUUUCCUGGAUUCAGAAUCCGAGCCAAGAAAAAGUGGAUUUGAGCCAAGAAAAAGUGGAUUCAGUGGUGGGGUUGAUGCUGAAAUUGGCACUGCAACAAGGAGUGUUUAUCCAGUUAAAGAAAGUGAUUUCAGUGCCAUGGAUGAAUCAGCUUUCAUUGAUCUGAAUCUUGAUUUAUCAGCAGAAACGAAAUUUGAUUUUUCAAAGAAGUCUGAUCGAUCUGGAACUUCUCUUGCAAAUCUGAAACGCGGUGGGGGAUCUUGUAGAAUAACAGUGAAUGAGAGAGGAUUAAAGAAAGGGAGCAAAGGGCACAAGGUUUGGAAGUGGAUUUUUAGGCAUCAAUCUGCAAAUAACAAGGAAGAAAGUAGCAUUUCAAAACCUUGA
Fraxinus pennsylvanica is the source of this 1047-nucleotide messenger RNA. The record is from the annotation of a GenBank genome assembly. NCBI's taxonomy places the organism in Eukaryota, Viridiplantae, Streptophyta, Magnoliopsida, Lamiales, Oleaceae.